Vicugna pacos (alpaca) is the source of this 3438-nucleotide messenger RNA. RefSeq names its product adaptor related protein complex 3 subunit mu 2 (gene AP3M2). NCBI's taxonomy places the organism in Eukaryota, Metazoa, Chordata, Mammalia, Artiodactyla, Camelidae. Gene Ontology annotation, biological process: intracellular protein transport; vesicle-mediated transport. Gene Ontology annotation, cellular component: clathrin adaptor complex. The record is from RefSeq and is a predicted model, not a curated record.
CGGGCGAGCGGCAGCUGGUGCUCCCGGGGGCGGGGCCUGUCUUCGCGGCCGAACGGUGGGCGAUGCGAAGAGCGAGCCGGAGUUGAAAAUUUGCAGAGUCCUGAGGCUUUCGGACCGAAAAAGACUCUCCUCUCUCACUAACGGUCUCCAUCAUGAUUCAUAGCCUGUUCUUGAUCAACUCCUCCGGAGAUAUUUUCCUAGAGAAACACUGGAAAAGUGUGGUCAGCCGUUCUGUUUGUGAUUACUUUUUCGAGGCACAGGAGCGAGCGACGGAGGCUGAAAACGUCCCACCUGUCAUCCCCACCCCUCACCACUAUCUCUUAAGUGUGUACCGGCACAAGAUCUUCUUUGUGGCUGUGGUCCAGACAGAGGUCCCGCCCCUCUUCGUGAUUGAGUUUCUCCACCGAGUGGUGGACACCUUUCAGGAUUAUUUUGGAGUCUGUUCGGAGCCAGUGAUAAAGGACAAUGUGGUGGUGGUUUAUGAGGUACUGGAAGAAAUGCUUGACAACGGAUUUCCAUUGGCUACGGAGUCGAACAUCCUCAAGGAACUGAUAAAGCCUCCCACCAUCCUUCGCACCGUUGUCAACACCAUCACAGGAAGCACCAACGUGGGGGACCAGCUUCCCACUGGGCAGCUGUCGGUGGUGCCUUGGCGACGGACCGGGGUGAAAUACACCAACAACGAGGCCUAUUUUGAUGUGAUUGAAGAGAUUGAUGCCAUCAUUGAUAAGUCAGGUUCCACCAUCACCGCGGAGAUCCAGGGGGUGAUUGAUGCCUGCGUCAAGCUGACCGGGAUGCCCGACCUGACGCUCUCCUUCAUGAACCCCAGGCUGCUGGACGACGUCAGCUUCCAUCCCUGUGUCCGCUUCAAGCGCUGGGAGUCCGAGCGCAUCCUCUCCUUCAUCCCGCCGGACGGGAACUUCCGCCUGCUCUCCUACCACGUCAGCGCCCAGAAUCUGGUGGCAAUUCCAGUGUAUGUCAAACACAGCAUCAGUUUCCGGGACAGUAGUUCCCUGGGACGCUUUGAAAUAACGGUGGGCCCUAAGCAGACCAUGGGGAAGACCAUAGAGGGCGUGACUGUCACCAGCCAGAUGCCCAAAGGGGUCCUGAACAUGAGCCUCACUCCGUCUCAGGGGACACACACGUUUGACCCUGUCACCAAGAUGCUGUCUUGGGAUGUAGGAAAAAUCAAUCCCCAAAAGCUACCAAGUUUGAAGGGGACCAUGAGUCUUCAGGCCGGAGCUUCCAAACCAGACGAGAACCCCACAAUUAACCUGCAGUUUAAGAUCCAGCAGUUGGCCAUUUCCGGACUCAAAGUGAAUCGUCUGGAUAUGUAUGGAGAAAAGUACAAACCCUUUAAGGGCAUAAAGUACAUGACCAAAGCGGGGAAGUUCCAAGUCCGAACCUGAAGGCAGAGUUUGGCCGAGCAAACAGUGAUGAACACUUUUUCAUUUCUUCCUUGUUUAAAAGCAAAAGCAAUCAGCCCAUCUCCUAGGUCAGUGCCCCAUUCUGGCCCCACCCGCUCCUGUUUUUCCUCAGCCUUCAGUGCCAUGGAACGGAUGCAGGGAGAAAGGGGUUGCCGGAGAGGCCGGGACAGAACUGGACACGCCGGCAGCAGGGCAGAGGUGGGCGAUGGAGGGACGGUCCUGCCUCCAUACCAAACCGUCCUAAGCGGGGUCCCCCAGAGGAAGACUAGCACUCGUUGCUCGCUUGGCUUUAAUUCUCCAAAGCCAAGGAAAGACUACUUUGUUCUUGUUUUUAAGGUGGAAAGAAAGAUUAGACAGAGAGCAAGCUUGGAAGGAAAAUGAAUGUUCCCCGAGGAAGGGACAGGGAAGGCUCUGCUCUGAGGGGAGCCCCAGGUGUGCGGACACCCUCAGGUGGGGGCAGAGAGGAGCCCGCCAGCCCCACAGGCGGGAGGGGGGCAGAGAACAGAGGCGAGGUAGCUUCUUUUUAACCCCUCUGCUUUCACUCACACAUAAACAUCUGUACUUCUAGAAAUGAGCUGGGAACUCCCCACACUCAAGUCCACUAUUGACAUGGAAAACGCCAGGAGAAUCUGAUUUUCCCUUAAAGAUGACAGUGAUGUCCGACCAGGUUUCAGAUGCUGACCGCCACUUGCCAUUAGCACUUGGUCUGUCACCUCCCAUGAGAAGGUGACCCGCCCCCUGCCCAGCACUGGUUGCCCAAAAUGCCUCUUUCCCUGACCCCAGACAAUCCCAGUGACUCCACUUCCCCAACCCUUUCCCUGCUCCCCGAGGAGAGUUUUCAGAGAUGCCGAUCGCAUCCCCCUGGGGUGGCCAGGUUUUGUGCAGCACAGUAUUGGAGAGUGGAUGGCCCCCUCAUUCCUCGUGGAGGGGUCCCAGCCCUGGGUUGUCAGUGCGGGACUGGUCCUGCAGCCGGAGCCUCCCGUCGGAAACGUGUCUCCAUCAGUAACCCCAGGUGAACAGGAAGCUUACCACUGAGGCCAGGUCAGCCCUGGGAGCCUCCCAGGAGUUUCCUGAGUCUCUUCUGUUCUCUACCAGGUAGUAUAUUUAUUCCCAAUACAAAUCUACCAGCCCAUUUUUGUUUUAAGACAAAAUCCCCUAAAUCUUUGAACACACCGGAUGCUGUCGGAAGGUGGGCCACGUUGCUCGUGUAUCGCGCAGUUUAAAAAACACGGCAGCUGAAGGAGCCGCACAGGCCUUCCCAACGAGUAACAAAUUCCAGUUCAGAAUGCUCGUUACCCCUUUAAUUAUUGAUACAAAAGACAGGUUUUUAAAAUGAUAGUUGAAGGAGUAAUAUUUGCUCUGUUUCAUGCAUUGAGAAAAACACCUUGUGCUCUGCAAACCCUAUAGUCUUUCUCUAAAGCCCUGGUUCCAGAUACUUCAGCAAUUUUCCCCCCUAGCUUUAUCUUCCUACUUGCUGGACUUGUUUUUGCUGCAGAAUAAUGUUGCUUUGUGGUUCUUCCUGGGAUAAACUGUGCCGUGUACACCCCGAUGUGUCUCAUCCUCCAUCACUCCAGACUUGGUCCUGGAUUUCUGGGUGCCACACACCCACCUGCCAUGGUAGGGAGACAGCUCUGCUGGUGGAUCCCGGAACACCGGAACAACUUCUCUCCCGGGUCCUGGAGGAUUUCAGGGUUUCCUUCGUCACAGGAAACCACCAGUCUUGGUCCCUGAAUAUUCUUUGGUUUAUAAGUCCAGCUGUGUUAUUUCCUCCAGGACAGCUCAUCCUAAUUUGAAGGGAAGGACUUAGGAGAAAUAAAGGGGGUGUGUGAUCUGCAGGCCUUAGCAUGGGAGGCCCCACCGGACCCAGACCCCUAGGCGACCCCUCCACCCAGCGGUGUGUCAGCCUGAGUGAUGCCAGGCAACACCACUGAGCUGCUCUGGUCCGUACGUGUUUAAUGUGCAGUAGCAUUUAAACCUGUUUAAACCUUAAUAAAGUUGAGUUUUACCAGUC